Loxodonta africana (African savanna elephant) is the source of this 4367-nucleotide messenger RNA. RefSeq names its product zinc finger protein 2 (gene ZNF2). Gene Ontology annotation, biological process: regulation of DNA-templated transcription. The coding region runs from base 128 to 1408 and encodes 426 amino acids. Lineage: Eukaryota; Metazoa; Chordata; Mammalia; Proboscidea; Elephantidae. The record is from RefSeq and is a predicted model, not a curated record. The transcript is spliced from 5 exons.
GGUGUGCGCGCCAGAACCUCUGCGCAGGCGCACUGCUUCCCGACCUGACGGCGCCGUCUUCCCGGGUCCCGAGCCCUCCGAGCUCCAGGACUCUGCCCUUUUCGGAAAGGAGAGCCCACAGGAGGGAAUGGCUGCUGUGUCCCCAACUGCCAGACAUCAGGAACCUGUGACCUUCGAAGAUGUGGCCGUGACCUUCACAGAGGAGGAGUGGAGGCACCUGGUACCCAUUCAGAGGGACCUCUACAAGGAGGUGAUGCUGGAGAACUAUAGCAGCAUUGUCUCUUUGGGACUUCCAGUUCCUCAACCUGAUGUGAUUUUUCAGUUGAAGAGAGGGGAAGAGGCGUGGAUAGUUGAUCCUCAUGGAUCGGAGAAGAGAGAAUGUCCAGAGAACAUCUCUCUAGACUGGGAGACCAAGCCUGAGAUUCAAGAUGCUUCAGAAGAAGAAAUCUCCAAAGGAACAUUGAGGGAAAUGCUUGGCAGUAAAGGUGCUCUGUGUCCUAAAUUUGAAGUUCAUGUACCAGAGACUAGGUUGGAAACAGAGAAGGACAACCCUACAGUGGAGUCUUGGAAGAAAUUCCUUUCCCAGGAGAAAAGCUUGCAGCAAGGGUCAAUCCCUCCCAAGAAAAUUCUCGCCAAAGAGAGAGACCAAGAAUGCCGGGACUGUGGGAAGACCUUUUUUGACCACUCAUCCCUUAUCCGCCACCAGAGGACUCACACUGGAGAGAAACCCUAUGAAUGCCACGAGUGCGGGAAAGUCUUCAGUCACAGGAGCAGUCUCAGUAGACAUCGGAUGUCUCACACUGGGGAGAGCCCCUACGAAUGCAAUGCAUGUGGGAAAGCCUUCUUUGACCGUUCGUCCCUAACUGUACAUCAGCGAAUCCAUACUGGAGAGAAACCCUUUAAAUGCAGCGAGUGCGGAAAAGCCUUCUUUGACCGUUCAUCCCUUACUCGACAUCAGAGAAUUCAUACUGGAGAAAGUCCUUAUGCAUGUAAUCAGUGUGGGAAAGCCUUUAGCCAGAAAAGCAUUCUUACUCGACAUAAACUGAUCCAUACUGGUAGGAAGCCUUAUGAAUGUAAUGAGUGUGGGAAAGCCUUCUAUGGCGUCUCAUCAUUGAACAGACAUCAGAAAGCUCACACUGGGGAACCUCGAUAUCAGUGUAAUGAAUGUGGGAAGGCUUUCUUUGACCGCUCACCCCUUACUCAGCAUCAGAAAAUUCAUACUGGAGACAAGCCAUAUGAAUGCAGUGAAUGUGGGAAAGCCUUUAGCCAGCGAUGUCGGCUUACUCGACAUCAGAGAGUUCAUACAGGAGAGAAGCCCUUUGAAUGCAGCGUCUGUGGGAAAGUUUUCAGUUCUAAAUCAUCAGUCAUUCAACAUCAACGACGUUAUGCGAAACAGGGAAUAGACUGAAUCGGGUUAAAGCUUUAGUCAGAAAGAAAGGCUAUAAAAACUUAGGAUAGGCGUUCUCUAUCUUGAGUUCAUCAUGGGAUCGUCCCAUCCAUUCUGGCUACUGUUCUCACCUCCUGCCUCUGCUACCACAGUGUUUGAAUAAACUCAGUACCUACUAUGUAUAGAACUGAUAUGGGAUGCCUGAAAUUAGAAUAUAACUAAAGAUCCAGAAUUUAGGAGAAGCUUAUGAGACAGUAGGAUAAAAGUUAGGAGGAGAUACUCAGACACACUUCUUGUGUGAACGUGAGAACUAAGGCCCCAGGUAUGACUGCACUUUAAAUAACUGGAGGCUACAACAGGAGGGAAAAGACGAAAUGAUACCAGAGCACCACUGUUGCUUCCAGUACAGUUCUUUUUAUAGCUGUUAGUCCCUCUUGGAGCUUGGAGCUUUUUAGGGCAGUGACCUUGUUCUUUUGUGUCCCAGCUUUUAGAUAUCUUAAUACUACUAGUAAUAAUAGUUAGCACUUAUUUGGAACUUAUUAGGGGUAAGCAUUCAGCUCAAAGUUUUACAAGGAAUAGAUUCUUUGGUCUUAACAGCCUUAUUAAGUAGGUACUGUUACUAUCCUCCAGAAGUCCCUGGGUGGUGCAAAUGAUUAAGUGCUCAACUACUAAUCAAAAGGUUGGCAGUUCAAACCCACCUAGAAACACCUUGGAAGAAAGGUCUGGUGAUCUGCUUCCAAAAAGUGACAGCCUUUAAAAUCCUUUCGAGAGCAGUUCUACUUGGCAAUGCAUGGAGUCUCCAAGAGUUGGAAUCGAGACUCGAUGGCCACUGGUUUGGGAUUUUUUUUUUUAUUAGACUCAUUUAACAGGUGAGAAGAGUGAAGUUUAGAGAGGUUAAAUAACUUGCCCAAAGUGACCAAACCAAAAACCAAACCCAGUGCUGUCAAGUCGAUUCCGACUCAUAGCGACCCUACAGGACAGACUGGAACUGCCCCACAGAGUUUCCAAGGAGCACCUGGUGGAUUCGAACUGCCGACCCUUUGAUUAGCAGCCGUAGCACUUAACCACUACGCCAAAGUGACAGAGCUAGUAAAAUGUGAAACCAGGUCUUGAAUGCAGGUCUGCCUUCAAAGUCCGUUCUUUUUACCAUCAUGCUAUAAGAUUCACUAUUUGUUUUAUAAUUUGUGUAUAUGUAUUAUCUCCUCAGCUAGAUUGUAAGAACUUGGAAGUGUGAUGUAUAUGUCUUUAUAUCUCACACAGUGCCUUAGAUAUAAUAGGUGCUCAAUAAAUAUUUAUCUGAACUGAUGACUUUUCUAUUUCCCAAGUACUGUCUACUCAGAACACGUCUUAGAUUCACAUUCUUUCUCUGAAUUUUCACAGCCUUUAUCCCUCCAGGCUCACAUUACUCUAGUAGUCACUUCCUAAUUCGAGUUCUUCUGUCUUCAUUGCUGAAGAGGUAUAUGCUAAGCUAUGGGCAGUAACAAAUAAAUCCCAAAUAAAAUUUACUUCUUACGUAAAGUCUGCAUCGGUCAGUCUGACUUACUCCGUCCUCAUCACUUAGAACAUAUGGCCUCCAAGAUCAUCACUUAGAACAUGUGGCCUCCCAGGUCAUCACUUAGAACAUGUGUGGUCUCCAAGAUCAUCGUUGUAGAAGAAAAAGCAGGAAGAUUUUGUGGAAUGUUGUUAAUGGCCAGGCAUUCAUCAUUUCUGGCCACUUCUCAUAGGCCAGGACCCAAGUAAAGUAAACAAGCACCUAAACAUUUGGUGAACCCAAAUAGCCUCUGCCAUAGUUAAAUUUCGUUGCAUAUUACUGUUUGGAGUCUUUCCAAAUGACCCCUUUCUGCCAUCAUUGCCUUCCUCAGGACCUAAUAUAGCUCCCUGUUAAAUGAAAACUUCUCUGAAUAUCUCAGGUCUGUCUUAACAUAGUCCUACAUUGCUGAACUUUACCUCCUGAUGCCCAAAACUCUUUUAUUCUGUAGGCCCAGACCCCUAUUUUUAUUUUAUUAAAGCUCAGGCACUGGAUGACCUUGGCUCUAGGUGUCAGCAUCCUCUCACUACUUUCAGAAGAAGCCUUGAGGAGGACUUGACUGAAGGGCUGUCUGGAACCCAGCUUGCCCUGCAUGAAUCCCAGUGGACCAAGAUACAUUUCUCCUGGAAAUUAAAGUCAGAUUCAAGAAGCUGGAAGUCUUCCUCUGGAGGACCACAAUGGAUGUCAAGUUCCUAAGCGGUACAUGUUGUUGAGGCAGAACCCCUGUGGUGGAAAGGUGGAAAGAAGCCAAAGUGGACCAUGCUGAGCUGUGGAUAACGGGACCCCAGUGAAGGUGCUUCCCUGAGUAUGCAUUUACAAGAGAUUGAAUGUACCGAGGAAAUUUACAUAUUUGCUUAUAUUGGUGGUGGAAGCAUGAAGAUCAUAUGGCACCAAUGUGGAAGUGUAAGGACACAGCUCUAAAAAAAAAAAGCCCUGGAAAACUCUAACAACUUCCCCCCCAGAGCCAUUAAAUACCAGAUCAGUGUGGAGAGAUGCUAAGCCCUAGUGGCACAAUGGUUAAAAUCUCAGCUGCUAACUGAAAGGUUGGCGGUUCAAACCCACCAGCAGCUCCACAGAAGACCUGGUGAUCUGCUUCUGUAAAGAUUUUAGCCUAGGAAACCCUAUGGGGCAGUUCUACUCUGUUCUAUAGGGUCGCUAUAAAUCAGAAUCAAAUCUGCAACACACAACAGCAACAACAUACUUGAGUCCAGGUAUUUCGGAUCAGCUGAGUCCCUGUGUGGUGCAAACGUACUUGAUUGCUAACUGAAAGGUUGGAAGUUUGAAUCCACUCAGAGGCACCUUGGAAGAAAGGCCUGGGGGUCUACUUCUAAAAAAUCGGCCAUUGAAAACCCUAUGGAGCAUAGUUCUGUGAUACACGUGGAGUUGCCAUGAGUUGGAGUUGGCUCAGUGGCAACUGGUUAAUAUCCAAUAGAAAUAUAAUGCAGGCCACAA